Mollisia scopiformis is the source of this 1282-nucleotide messenger RNA. RefSeq lists its product as uncharacterized. NCBI's taxonomy places the organism in Eukaryota, Fungi, Ascomycota, Leotiomycetes, Helotiales, Mollisiaceae. Bases 261 to 1091 code for a protein of 276 amino acids. The transcript has a single exon. The record is from RefSeq and is a predicted model, not a curated record.
CGAAAUCUUUCCGUCAGCGUUCCGGCCUAGCUCUGAUUGGGCCUGCGCGUCACCGCUGAUACCUUCUCGUUUUUUCUGCCAUCCACUUGCCUGCCUACCAAUGAAUCAGAAGCCUUCUUCGUCGUGGUAGUCAGCUGAUCGCUUCGAGACGCAUUGACCACCAUCUGUAGUUAAAAGUAAUUCCACGUUCGUAGCUUUGUUUUUUAAUACAAAACAAUAACAUUCAAGCACUUUGGUGUCUUAUCGAAACCUCAGCAAUCAUGCCGAAAAGCAUAAACAGUGAUCUAGUUGACGGGGGCAGCGCGCGCAACGACGGCCUGAGUACUCAAAAUUUUGAUGACUGUGAUUCUGGAGAAGGCUACCACUCUUCUUCUAUCAGCGCGCGCAACGAAUAUACUCAAAAUUCUAAUAACUACGAUUCUAAAGAAGGCUACCACUCUUCUUCUAUAAAUUCAGACCUCGAUCGCGGUUCUAGAGGCCACCACCGCUCUUCUUCUAUCAACUCAAACUUCGAUCGCGAUUCUGGAGAAAGCCACCACCCCUCUUCUAUCAACUCAAACCUCGAUCGCAAAGAUUCUAAAGGCUACUAUCGCUCUUCUUUUAUCAAGUCAGACCUCGAUUGCGAUUCUAGAGGCCACCACCGCUCUUCUUCUAUCAACUCAAACAACAACAACAAUUCGAUUCUUCUAGAAUACCCUCCUCCAAUCUACAGUAUGUCACCAAUACCUUUACUACCUCUAUUUCAAAUCCCAGCCGCAACACCAGCAGCUGCAGCAGUAGCUAGUCCACCCGCAGUUGUAGCAGCUGCCGAUCCACCCGCAGCAGUAGUAGCCGAUUUAUCCGAAGUUGUAGUGGCUAAUCCACCUGCAAAUCAACCAACUACUCUUCAACCAGCCGCAAGUCAACGAAAUGCACGUCAACAAGAUGCACAUCAAGCCGGUGUCACUAUCCAUGGAUCUAGGGGUUGCUGCAGUCCUAGUAUCAAUAUGGACUCAACUAGUUGUAGCAUCAUUUGCGGCUGUAUCGCAGGUGGUUUGAUUACCGCGGGUUACGUUCUCGCUGUAUAUUUCAAAGGAUUAUUCAAGGUUUAAAGGUUUGUCUAUAGGCGUUUUGGAAAAAUUCUCGAGGAGUCACGACCGCUUUGAAACAUUGGGAAGGAAGGUUUGUUUUUGCAUACAGCAAUGGCGUCGGUACUAUAAAGGGUGAACUCUCUCUCUCUGCAUAUGGGACCGGCGUUUCGAGCGAACAUGGAUUUUAACGAGUAUAAGAAAAUACAUCGCGU